UCAUGGCUCAACGGUGGAAUUUCUCGAUCAACAUCUGCCUUUUAUUAAGACUAGUUCAACUUUCAAGUACUUUAGGGAGUGCACAUUUGAUGUCUGAAAAUCCAUCCAACAUGGUAGAAAGUGAAUGUCCACCAGAUGAUGGAAUGGUUACGAGCACCACGCUAGAGCCAGCAAGUUCAAAUCAGGAAUUUGAAAACGAUGACAAUGAUUCGAAUCCAUCGACACCAGCUUUUGAUUCGGAAACACCGGCGAUUCCUGCUGAAUAUGAGAACGAAAACGAACACUCGAAAUUAAACGAGGAUGCUACAGAAGCUAAACCUAGCGAAGAGGAUUUGGAGAAUCCUGCACAAGCAGAUCAUUCGAAAAAAGACGAUCGACCGGGAGGAAUUGCUCCUCAAGAUACACAUGUUACGGAAGGCAAACCGGACGGAAGUAAAAGCACGACUGAAGAAAUCGGAACCAGUUCCUCAGAAAAGCCAGAUCUACAGAGAACCUAUGAUUCGGUAGUCAAAAUAAUCUACCAAGCUGGAGAGUAUCAUAUUGUGAAGGACAUGGUAUUGGAGGCCUACAUUCGAAACACUAUUCAAGAACAUCUGAUCAACCCGGUGAUCCGGGGUACAGCUCCGUGUCCCUAUUUUUCCAAGAUCAAAAAAUGCUUUGACACAGUCGAAGCUGAUGUGAAGGCAGUUACUUUGGAAAGCGCGAAACAGUAUAGAGCUUGCAGUAAUUCGAAUCAAAAAGUUCCCUGCGCGAUACGAAGCUGUGAAGCUGCUGCAGUCAAAUAUGCAGAAAUAACCAAAGGAAUAGUAAAAUGUGCGGAAGAUAGUGGUACCCUGAUAAAAUACAACUAAAAUAGAAUCCAAUCACUUGAAAAGCCGCUUUAAAGUUGUAGAGAUGAGAUGAACGAU
Molecule: messenger RNA, 908 nt
Organism: Uranotaenia lowii
Lineage: Eukaryota; Metazoa; Arthropoda; Insecta; Diptera; Culicidae
Product: 30 kDa salivary gland allergen Aed a 3-like
Exons: 2
Coding region: 3-851 (282 amino acids)
Source: RefSeq, a predicted model, not a curated record